This is a messenger RNA of Miniopterus natalensis, 7021 nucleotides long. The record is from RefSeq and is a predicted model, not a curated record. Lineage: Eukaryota; Metazoa; Chordata; Mammalia; Chiroptera; Miniopteridae.
UUCUUGUUGCUGCACAAAUGGACAUUUGAAAGUGCUGUUGGCAAACACUUGCAAGCAUGGAGACCUCGUCAAUGCUGUCCUCACUGAAUGAUGAGUGUAAAUCAGACAAUUACAUUGAGCCUCACUACAAGGAAUGGUAUCGAGUAGCCAUUGAUAUGCUGAUUGAACAUGGGUUAGAAGCAUACCAAGAAUUUCUUGCCAAGGAACGAGUAUCAGACUUUCUAGCUGAGGAAGAAAUUAGUUAUAUUUUGAAAAAUGUCCAGAAAAUUGCACAAAGUACAGUACAUGGUACUGAUAAUGCCUGCGAUGACACCUCAUCCUCAGGGACUUACUGGCCCAUUGAGUCUGAUGUGGAAGCUCCAGAUCUUGACAUAGGCUGGCCGUACGUGAUGCCUGGACUCUUAGGGGGUACCCACAUAGAGCUCCUCUUUCAUCCACCAAGAGCACAGCUGCUUACAAUUAAGGAAACUAUUCGGAAAAUGAUCAAAGAAGCAAGAAAGGUCAUUGCUUUAGUGAUGGACAUGUUUACAGACGUGGACAUUUUCAAAGAAAUAGUGGAGGCAUCAACUCGAGGGGUAUCUGUAUACAUUCUGCUCGAUGAAUUCAACUUUAAUCAUUUCCUAAGUAUGACUGAGAAACAGGGUUGUCAAGUUCAGCGUCUCAGGAAUAUUCGAGUGAGGACAGUAAGAGGCCAAGAUUAUCUUUCAAAAACAGGAGCCAAAUUUCAUGGAAAAUUGGAGCAGAAAUUUUUGUUAAUUGACUGCCAGAAAGUUAUGUAUGGUUCUUACAGCUACAUGUGGUCAUUUGAAAAAGCUCACCUCAGCAUGGUUCAGUUAAUCACAGGCCAGCUCGUUGAGUCCUUUGAUGAAGAGUUCAGGACUCUCUAUGCCAGAUCGUGCGUCCCCAGUUCGUUCGCCCAGGAGGAGCCCGCCAGGGCGAAGGAGGGGAAAGCCCUGUGGGAAAACGGCACUUACCAGCGCUCCGUCUCCUCCUUGGCUUCUGUUUCCAGCCAGAGACACUUUCUUGGUAGACAAGACAAAAUUCACAAACUGGAUUCCAGUUACUUCAAAAACAGAGGGCUCUACGCUCGGAACGAACAUGACAAAUACAGCAUUAGAAACCAUGGCUACAAACCCCACUUCGUCCCCAACUUUAACGGCCCGAGCGCAGUCCGUCCGUAUCAGCCUAGUCAGAACGAGAACUGGAAGAGGCACAGCUACGCCGGCGAGCAGCCCGAAAACGCGCCGUACCUGCUGCUGAACAGGGCUGGGAACCGCCCCAUCAACCCUCCUGGUGCCUGGAAGAAGCCUUCGGACACCCUCAGCGUGACCUCCUCCUCACGGGGAGGCUAUGCGAGCCCCCGUGACACGCCUUCCCAGAGCUUUGGCACUUGGCUGGCCCAGAGGAAGACGACCCAUCUGGCAGACAGGAAUUCAAACGUGCGGAGGUCUUUUAAUGGGACAGACAAUCACGUUCGCUUUUUGCAGCAACGAAUGCCCACCCUUGAAAAUACCACGAAGUCCUUCUUGCGUAACUGGAGAAUCGAAUCGUACCUAAACGAUCACUCGGAGGCUGCGCCCGAUUCUGCCGGGUCGGCUCUGGGGGACCGCUUUGACAGCUAUGACAGUUCUGAGAACCUGAAAGGCAGCGCCCUCUACACACACGCUCGCCUUCGCCCCUCCCUAGUGUUUAAGCCAACUCUGCCCGAGCAGCAGGAAGUUAACAGCUGUACAACUGGCUCCUCCAAUUCCACCAUCAUUGGUUCCCAGGGAAGUGAGACACCCAAAGAGGCCCCAGACACCCCCACAAGCGGAGAGCACUUGACAGAAGAGCCCUUGUCCCAAUCAGGCCCCAAGCUCCCGUUGCAGUCAGAGACGCCAAGAGUGCAGGCUCCCGAAAACCACUCGGCAGCCUUCAACCAGGCUGCAGAAGGCCAUCCGGAGUCGAACAACUAUUUAUAUACGAACUUGUGUGUCAGUAAGCAGACGGGAAAUCUAAAGAAUCAACAACAAAAUGAGAAUCUGCUUAAAAGGCGAAGUUUCCCGCUCUUUGACCACUCAAAAGUCAAUUUAGAUCAUGCAAACAGUAAGCACUAUGUGUAUAGUACGCUUACCAGGAAUCGGAUCAGACAGCCCGAGAAACCCAAAGAGGACCUGCUGAAAAGUUCUAGAAGCAUGCACAAUGUGACCAACAGUGUGGAGGAAGAGGAGGAGGAGGGGGUCGCCAGGAGAGACCCCGCAGGGGGUGCAGCCAAGUCCAUUUCCAUCGCUGCUUUGGUUGAUGCGACUAAAGAGGAACCAAACAAAGAGCUCACAUCGAAGAAAGAAGUGAAGGGCUCCCCGAGCUUUUUGAAAAAGGGAUCUCAGAAGUUAAGGUCACUACUUAGCCUUACCCCAGAAAAGAAAGAGAAUCUGUCCAAAAAUAAAGCCUCUCCCUUUUAUAGGAUGUGUAGCAGCUCUGACACUUUAGUUUCUGAGGCUGAAGAGAAUCAAAACCCAAGAAAGUCAGAACCGAAAGUUGAUUCCUCCCCUCGGAGAAAGCGCACUUCCUCCUCCAACUCUCAAGGCAGCAUCCACAAGAGUAAGGAAGAUAUAACAGUCAACUCCGCUCAGGGGAUAAACUCUCCAUCCGACGACAGCGAUGAACUGCUACCUUCUCCAGGCCCAGUUGAGAACACGUUCUUAGAAAGGGCAGGGGAUGCCUCUGCCCCCAGGUUUAACACAGAACAGAUUCAAUACCGAGAUCCCAAGGAGAUGAAUAGAGUUGUUGCUCCUGUGAGAAAACCAGCUCCCCCAAGGCCAAAGCCCAACGAGCUGCUAAGAACUCAGUCAACUGACCGGCGCAUUUACAGUCGUUUUGAGCCUUUUUGUAAGAUCGAGAAUUCUAUUCAGCCAACGAGCAGCAUGUCAAAUACCAGUAUACACCGCCCAGAAAUAAAAUCCACAACUGUGGGCAAUAGUUACGGCAGGUCCAGCCCAAGGCUUAAUUACAGCACUAAUGUUUACCACACAUAUCAGCCAAAUGAAAACAAGUUCCGAGGAUUUAUGCAAAAGUUUGGAAACUUCAUACACAAAAAUAAAUGAAAUACUAUAAUUGCAAAUAGAUAUUAAAAUAGAAGAUGAAUGUGGCUAUAAAUAUUUGUCCAGAGAACAUGGUGGACAGUUUUUGUAACAUGCCAGUAGAUUUCUGUAGGGGCAGAAUUGGAGGUAUGAUGUAUAUUUUUACCAACAUACUGUGUACAGUAAAGUUAUUGUUCUGUGUGAUAGAGUUAACUGUGCUUAAUUAUGCUAUUGAUGGAAUGUCUCUAUAGACACAUGGUUUUUAAAUGGUUAUGGUAAAAAAAUGUAACUAAAUUGUUUUCUUCAGACUAAAGAUCUUCUUAAGUCUUAAAUAGAAACUUUAGUGGAGAGAUGGUGUAUGGGUUUUAACCAUUUAUUCCAGUCUUUCCUUUUAUAAAAGGACCCUAAUACUCUCAGUUGCCCUUUAUAACACCUCUUUAUGGGGUUUUCAUAACUUCAGAUUAUGAGUAAAUAAGACAAAGCCUUUUUGUUUAUAGCUGCCUUUAAAUUUUACAGGAUAACUUGUUAUAUUUUAUUAAUGUUUUAUUACUUUUCCUCUGGAGCAUAUACAGCUGGUUGGGUAGCUCAGAAACAUUUAAACUAUAUAGCUCAGCAUAUUUUUAUGUUGCCUGAGGGUGUUUGCAAAGUAUCAGCCUCCUGUAGUACAAGUACAUCAGAGGAAUGUGUUUUCCUUGUUUGAAAACCAGCCAGGAUGUGCUUCUUUCUACUCUUUCCAGGGAGCCUGUGUUUCACUUACCCAUCAGCUGCUAACCUUUUAUAGUCAUGUCUUCCUUCAACUUUAUAUAAAGCCAGCAGGCAUUGAAAAACCCGAAUUAUCCCUCUCCUUUUGCUAAUAUAAAAAAAACUUUUAGAAAUGUAAAUUUCUACAAAAAUGUUUGUCUUAGGGUUAGUAUGGCAAUGCUUAGGCGUUUUGCUCACAAACGUCUUUGCUCUUUUCUUAUGCUGAGCCCAAUGCGGUGUGACUGCGCAGUGCUUUCUUAGGAGCGCUGUGAUGAAUAUAGGUGGCACCUGGUCCAGUCUUCUGUGGCUGUGGGACCUGGUGGAAGGCCUUAAGGCUUCCUUUGUCUCAAUUUGAUGAUGACACUCAGAUCAUAGCAGCCCUUUGCCUUUCUUAGAGUAGUGAAAGAAAAGCUCCAUAUCCAUUACAGAAACUUUAACUCGGCUUUACCUCACCCACAAAGAACAGAAUUCAAGAAACAGUGCAUCACUGGAGAAGUGGGAAGGGUUUCCACAACGCUUUAAAUGUAACACCUUCUAAGUUGCUGUAUGGGGCAGUAUUUUAUUGUUUUUAAAAUUCAAGAUUCAGUCAAAUAUUAAUACUUAUGUUAUUAAAUAACUUAAAUGAUGGCAUUAAAAUAUCUAUGUCAUUUAAAUCAAUUUUCCAUAGUAUUUUAAAACCAUGAUAAGAAAUAGGAUGGGAGAAAACAUGACAGUCAGGAAAAGAAGCAUUUACUGAACGCUUACUCUACACCAGGUCUUGAGCCUGAACAUGAAGUCACCACAGCAAUGUUUUGUGGGUACCAUUGCCCUCAUUAUUUAUAGUUGAUAAUUGAGACAUUGAGAUUUAGAGAGAUAAUGCCCCAGGUCACAUAGCUAAUAAGUAAUGGUACCAAAGUGUCUAUGACAUACUGUCUCAUCACAUCACCGCCCAAAUGCUUUCAACUCCUGCCUCUCCCAAACUGUUAGGAAUUAAAUGAGAAAAUGUUUAUAUUUCCUGACACAACAGCAAUCAACCAAAAAGGGUUUAGUCGAAUUCUACCCGACAACAAGGACACACGGUGCUUAAAAUAAUCAUAGUAGGCCAGAUUGAGGAAUUAAGUUGAGAUUGAUUUAUGGAUAUAACCUAGCAGGCCAGUUUUAAUUGGUAGGCAGUCAUUUUGAUCCCUUUUAGUGGACCUGUGACAAUGAGAAGGAGGGGAAAGUAACUCUUAGUGAGCCAUAACCAGCUCUGUACUAGAAGAAGAAGCUCAUCAGGGUAGGAAGCUAGGCAGGGAAUGGAACUCAGUGUUAAAUAUAUAAUCUAGUAGUUGAAUAUUCACAAUAACCCUGUGAAGUAAGUACCUCCUUUUUGCAAAUAAGAAAACUAAGCCUCAGAGAAGUUAAAUAAUUUUCCAAGAGUUGCACAGCUCUGAAUUGGUAGAACUAGAGUUUAGACACAAAAGACUGUAUUUUUAAUACUAUACUACACCAUACCUUACUGGUUUCUUACUCUGUGCUUGAGGAACCUCCUUUGAAAGUAGUCAUUCUCUUUUGCUCUCUCCUUACAAAUUGCAGAACUAUAACUACAGCAAAGGCAUUUUAUAAACACAAAUCCAGAAUAGAAUAUUCAGUGUUACAUCAUUCACAAAAGUAGAUUUUAAAACUCAUUAUAACCUAAGGAAUUCCCAAGUACUACAACAUAGGAUUUAUUAUUUUGGUAAGCUGAACAUAAUCAAAACUUUUGCACACUUUGUAAUAAAUUAAUAGCAUAAAAAUAAAACAUUGAGGAAAGAGUCAUUUCCAGAAGCCAAGUAUAUUUACAAAAAAUAUGAAUUUAAAAAAUUUUGAAAUGUACAUUUUCUGGUAUUCAGAAAAGGAGUUCAGUUGCAGUAAAAAAGCUGUUUCUAAUUAUUAGUGGGUUAAUUUUUAGUCAUCUGGAAAUUAUAUGAUCUUCAUAGAUAAUAUCAGGUUAUUUAAAAACAUUAGCAGUGAGUGAAAGAGAUUUUUUAUUUUGCUCUUAGAAAAAUUGACUUUGUAAUUCGGGACCAUAGUCCUUAUGCAUUUACUAAAGGCAGAACCCACAGUUAGCCAAACUAGGUUGACUCUAACAUCUCACCCAUUCCUCAUUGCUGUUAGAUGGGGCAUCUUUCAGAGAUAAGGGGGUAACGGGCUAAUUGCCUUUCGGUGUUCUGAAAGUGCAAGCCUUGAAAAUUUAGAGCAGUGUAACUUUAAAGCUGAGAUUACCAAAGGACUAGAACGUUAAUCAUGUUUAAUUAUAAGCAAGAGCUAGUUGCCUUUUUGUACAGCAACUGCCAUCAUUUCUGGAAACAGCUUUUAAGUAGUUUCUGAGUUCCUCCCCUCCCUAGUGAAAUUGGGAGUACAGGAUGCUUUAUUGUAUCCACUUGGGAUGGGCAGCUUAGGCUUUUGCACAGCAGAUUUAUUUCCUGCCUUUCCUUCUUCUAUUUAUUUCCUUCAGAAAUAUCUAUAUGUCAGAAUCUUUCCAAAGUUUCCAUGGCUGAGCAACUCCACAAGGUUAAAACUGAGCAAGCACACAGUACUUCAAAACAGACACUCCGGACUUCAUGGAUGUAUUUAUUUCAAGCAAUAUCAAUUCUUUUUCUCCCAAAUUAAUAUUGGCAGAGAGAAUGUCACAUAAGUGUACGUUCAUAUUAAAAUUUGGUAAGGUCAUUUUUUACUUUCUACUUAGUACAUUAGUUUGGAAGCAGAAGCUGAAGAAAAUAGGUGUGAUUUUAAAGUAGUUCUUGGCAGAUAGCUUCAGAAUAGUUUAAGUGCCUGUACCCUGAAUCCAUUGUUGCCCCUCCAUGGAAGUAAAUAUUUAAUCAAGAUGACAUCUAGUGUGAUCUGUAUAAGCAGGAAGAAGGUGGAACUGACUGCAUUCAACUUCACGUUUUCUCAGGAUUAUCCAGUUAUUCAACUAUUAUUCCACAGAUAUUUGUCUUUUGUGACUAUCUGUUGAUUCUCAAUGUGCCUGUGGCUAAGGGAUAUAAAGUAGAGUCAUGAUUUCAUGUUAACUAUGUGUGACGCUGUUUUUUUAAAAAGAGUUAAUCAUAAUAUUCCAUUUGGACCCAGAAUAUUUAAAAUGAAAAGAAUGAAAUUAUAAACCAAAAAGUCAAAGUCAAUUUUUAACCUGCCUACAAUGUUAGCGAAGAAAUAUUCUUCCAAAUUAACUUCUGUUUUUAGUUCUAAUAAAUGAAUAUUAAAUCAUUUUGUACAAACAUCAA